AUGCAAGUCUCGUCGCCGUUCCCUGACAUUGAAAUUCCAGAAUGCAAUAUCCUCUCCUACCUCUUCCCUACCAUUGACCCGAAACAGGCUCAAGAGGACCAAUCUCGGCCUCUGUGGAUCAAUGCUUCCAACCCUUCCAUCAGGCUCUCCGUGGCCGAUACCCUGUUGUUCAUCCGCCGGUUUGCCGUUGGCCUGGAACGACUCCAGAUCCCCCGUCAGCGAGCCGUCAUGGUCCUGUCUCCGAAUCAUGUUUACCUGCCUGUGGUUUACCUCGCCGCGGCAGGGGCAGGUUGCUUCUUCAGCGGCGCUAGUCCAGCUUACACGGUGGAGGAAGUGUCACGGCAGCUGAGAAUGAGUGACGCGGCACUCAUGCUGGUCCAUCCAAGUCUGCUUGACUGUGGUGUCAAAGCAGCAGAGGCAGCCGGACUGCCGCUCGAUCGGGUGUUUCAGUUCUCGGAUGUGGACUGCAACAUAUCAAAGCACGGAGUCCGGGACUGGAAGAGCAUGCUCGGCAGUGAGGAGGAAAGUAGAGAUUGGCAGUGGGAUCCGUUGCGAGGCGAGAGGAGCAGGAAGACCGUGAGUUGUGUGAACUUCUCCUCCGGGACGACCGGGACGCCCAAGGGGGUUCGCAUAUCGCACGCAAACGUUGUGGCAAAUGCUUGUCAGGUCAUAUACGCCAAAGCACACAAUGCGGACCAAUCCCUCGUCACUCUUCACCCUGAACGUUGGCUCGCGUUCUUACCCCUGAACCACGCAUACGCUCAGCUCUUCUCCAUCGUCAUCGUAUGCAAGCUCCGCACGCCCGUGUUCUUGAUGACUCAAUUCCGCUUCAACGACUACUUGAGGCACAUUCAGACGCACAAGAUCACGACUCUGCAGGUGGUUCCACCCGUAAUCUCGAUGUUGCACAAGAGACCCGAGGUCACUCAAUACGAUCUCGGUUCAGUCAGAUAUCUGAUGAGCGCGGCUGCGCCUCUGAGCAGUGAGCUGCAGAAUGCGGUCACCAAACAGUUGAAGGGGGCCGUCAUUGCGCAGAGCUGGGGCAUGACCGAGACCACCUGUACCGGACUGAUGAUUCCGGGAACCACACCCGAUGAUACCGGAAGCGUGGGCUCGCUGCUCCCAAACACACAGGCAAUGUUAGUGAACGAGCAAGGAAGAGAGGUCGGUGGAGCUACAGGGGGUGAACUCUGGAUUCGAGGGCCUCAAAUAACCGCCGGUUACUGGAGGAAUGCGGAGGCCACGUCACAAACGCUCACCGAAGACGGGUGGCUCAAAACAGGCGAUAUCGCAAAGUAUUCCGGCGGGAAGUGGUGGAUUGUGGAUCGCAGCAAAGAGUUGAUCAAGGUCAAUGGAUUUCAGGUCGCCCCCGCUGAGCUGGAGGCGGUGCUGUUGGAGCACGAUGAUAUCACGGAUGCUGCCGUGGUGGGAAUUGUGCUACACGGAGAGGAAUAUCCCAGGGCGUAUGUGACUCUGCAUCAGCACGCUUCGAGGAAGGUAGACCUGACAUCGGCGAUUCAAGAGUUCGUAUCACGGAAGGUGGCGAAGCACAAGGCAUUGACGGGAGGGGUGAGCAUCGUCGACGCCAUCCCCAGGCUGCAAAGUGGUAAGAUCCAGAGGAACGUCGUCAAACAAUGGAGCAAACGGGAUGCCACAGAAUUGGAGAAGACGGUCAAGGCAAGGCUGUAG
Cladophialophora immunda is the source of this 1689-nucleotide messenger RNA. RefSeq lists its product as uncharacterized. The record is from RefSeq and is a predicted model, not a curated record. Gene Ontology annotation, molecular function: CoA-ligase activity. The coding region runs from base 1 to 1689 and encodes 562 amino acids. Gene Ontology annotation, biological process: secondary metabolic process. Lineage: Eukaryota; Fungi; Ascomycota; Eurotiomycetes; Chaetothyriales; Herpotrichiellaceae. The transcript has 2 exons.